Molecule: messenger RNA, 510 nt
Organism: Knipowitschia caucasica
Lineage: Eukaryota; Metazoa; Chordata; Actinopteri; Gobiiformes; Gobiidae
Source: the annotation of a GenBank genome assembly
AUGUUCAUGUGUGUGUGUAUUUACAGUCUAUGGUCCUACUCCUUCCACAGACUCAGACUCACAGAGGCCUGGUCCUUCCACAGACUCACAGUGGCCUGGUCCCCCCACAGACUCACAGUGGCCUGGUCCCCCCACAGACUCACAGUGGCCUGGUCCCUCCUUAAUAUUUACAGUCUAUGGUCCUACUCCUUCCACAGACUUACAGAGGCCUGGUCCCUACACAGACUCACAGUGGCCUGGUCCUUCCACAAACUCACAGUGGCCUGGUCCUUCCACAGACUCACAGUGGCCUGGUCCUUCCACAGACUCACAGUGGCCUGGUCCUUCCACAGACUCACAGUGGCCUGGUCCUUCCACAGACUCACAGUGGCCUGGUCCCUACACAGACUCACAGUGGCCUGGUCCUUCCACAAACUCACAGUGGCCUGGUCCCUACACAGACUCACAGUGGCCUGGUCCUUCCACAAACUCACAGUGGCCUGGUCCUUCCACAGACUCACAGUGGCCUGA